Molecule: messenger RNA, 970 nt
Organism: Salarias fasciatus (jewelled blenny)
Lineage: Eukaryota; Metazoa; Chordata; Actinopteri; Blenniiformes; Blenniidae
Gene: spic
Product: Spi-C transcription factor (Spi-1/PU.1 related)
Exons: 5
Coding region: 31-888 (285 amino acids)
Biological process (GO): cell differentiation; regulation of transcription by RNA polymerase II
Cellular component (GO): nucleus
Molecular function (GO): DNA-binding transcription factor activity, RNA polymerase II-specific; sequence-specific DNA binding
Source: RefSeq, a predicted model, not a curated record
CUGCACUCUCGUCAGCGGCGUUCACCACAAAUGGCCACCAGUGAGGGCAACACUCCGACGUACAAGAUGACGUCCCUGAACAGCGACAUCAACCAACACUUCGAAGAUGCAAUCGAUGUGAUUAAGCAUCAUUCGAACACCUCAUACUAUGAUUCAGAUUACACGUACUACGAGACCCUGGGUGCCCAGCAGUCGUCCCUGCAGUGUCACAUCUCCUGCUGGCCCGACAUCCCGCCUCCGGGAUACGACUGGAACGACGCAGCCCAGCAGUCCUGGCCUCAGGUCAUCCCAGAAGUCUCCCUGAGUCACUCAGUGCAGAACGAACCUCCUCAUUUCUACUACAUCCCCCCACCGCAGAGGACCAGCAAAGGCCGUAAGAAGCUCAGGCUGUAUGAAUACCUCCACGAGGCUCUGAACGACCCCAGCAUGGGCGACUCCAUCCAGUGGACGGACAGCGGCAGCGGCACCUUCCACUUCGUCUCCAAGAACAAGGAGAAGCUGGCCGAGUGCUGGGGCCAGCGCAAGGGCAACCGCAAGACCAUGACGUACCAGAAGAUGGCCCGGGCGCUGAGGAACUACAGCCGCACCGGCGAGAUCAUCAAGGUGCGCCGCAAGCUCACCUACCAGUUCAACCCGGACAUCCUCCACCGGCUGGGCUCCACGCAGAUGCCCCGGCAGGCCCAGGUUCACGGCCCGCAGCAGACGCAGCAGCAGACGCAGCCGCAGACGCAGCCGCAGACGCAGCCGCAGCCGCAGCCGCUGCAGACCCCCGGCGAGCAGGGCUACUGCAGCGCCGCGGCGCCGCCCUGGCACAGCUGGCACGGACACUACCAGCUGCAGGAGGACUACGACCUGGCCCCCAGCUUCACCUCGCACACCAAGCUCUGAGUCCAGAGUUCACUUUCAGACGCUGAAAAAAAAAAAAAAAAUUCAAAUUUGGACUGAUUUUUAAGACUUGUGUUUAAUCCAU